This is a messenger RNA of Talaromyces rugulosus, 1185 nucleotides long. RefSeq lists its product as uncharacterized. NCBI's taxonomy places the organism in Eukaryota, Fungi, Ascomycota, Eurotiomycetes, Eurotiales, Trichocomaceae. The record is from RefSeq and is a predicted model, not a curated record. The transcript is spliced from 4 exons. Bases 1 to 1185 code for a protein of 394 amino acids. Gene Ontology annotation, molecular function: ATP binding; ATP hydrolysis activity; GTP binding. Gene Ontology annotation, cellular component: cytoplasm.
AUGGCUCCCAAGAAAGACGCCGUGGUUGAAAAGGUCCUCUUGGGCCGACCGGGAAACAGCCUGAAAAGCGGUAUCGUUGGUCUUGCCAACGUGGGCAAGUCGACGCUUUUCCAAGCCAUCACAAAGUCUUCCCUCGGUAACCCUGCCAACUUUCCCUAUGCCACCAUCGAGCCAGAAGAAGCCCGUGUCAUUGUCCCAGAUGCGCGUUACGACUGGCUCUGCGAGCACUAUAAGCCCAAGUCCCGUGUUCCUGCCAACUUGACUGUCUAUGACAUUGCCGGUCUCACCCGUGGAGCGUCCACUGGCGCUGGACUUGGCAAUUCGUUCUUGUCCCAUAUCCGUGCUGUCGACGCCAUCUUCCAGGUGGUUCGUUGCUUCGACGAUGCUGAAAUUAUUCACGUCGAGGGUGAUGUCGACCCUAUUCGUGAUUUGAACAUCAUCAGCGAAGAGCUUCGUCUCAAGGACAUUGAAUUCGUCGAAAAGGCCCUCGAGGCCCUGACCAAGCAGACCAGGAGAGGCGGCCAAAGCUUGGAAAUGAAGAAGCUGAAAGAAGAGGAGGCUACUGUUGCCAAGAUCCUUCAAUGGCUGCAGGAUGGCAAGGACGUCCGCAAAGGAGAUUGGACUCCCAAGGAGGUCGAGGUUAUUAACCCUCUGUUCCUCCUGACUGCCAAGCCCGUUGUCUACCUGGUGAAUCUAAGCGAGAGAGAUUACAUUCGCCAGAAGAACAAGCACCUGCCGAAAAUUGCAGAGUGGGUUAAAGAGCACGCAGCUGGAGAUACCAUCAUCCCGCUUUCCAUCUGUUUCGAAGAAAGAUUGACUCAGUUCGAAACCGACGCUGAGGUUGACGAGGAGUGCAAGAAGUUGGGAACUAAGUCUGCCCUACCAAAGGUCAUUGUUACCAUGCGUAACGCCUUGAACCUUGGCAGCUUCUUUACAUGCGGUACCGACGAAGUCCGACAAUGGACUAUCCGCAAAGGCACCAAGGCGCCCCAGGCCGCCGGUGUCAUUCAUACAGAUUUCGAGAAGACAUUCAUCCAAGCAGUUGUCUUCAACUAUAACACUCUCAAGGAGACUGGCGAUGAAGCCUCUGUCAAAGCGGCCGGAAAGGUCAUGACUAAGGGCAAAGAAUAUGUUGUCGAAGACGGCGAUAUUCUUCUCAUCAAGGCCGGUGCUGCCAAGGGCUAA